AUAACGGCACGCCGAUUCCUCAAAACCUUUCAAGAAUUCCACUGAACGUUGCGCAAAUACUACAACCUCAGCAAUGAUGGCUCGUCAUCAUAGUCAGCCCGCGAUGCUUCCAUAUCGUGAGAAUGGAGUGCUCCGGUAUGCACCAGCCCAGGGAAUCUUGCCCGACCCGACAAUCACCCAUAAUGGCGAUUAUGAGGCGCUCUUAGCCAACACGAUCUAUGACGACGAAGAGGGAUGUGACGCCGAUGUGACGGAGCGAUUCACCGCUAUAGGCAGACCGAUGCCAGUCCUCUCGCCCAACGUCCGUGCUGAUCUGGGCUUGUAUACUGCUCCCCAGCACCUGCCAGUGAGAUUUACCGACGAUAGCAUUAUACCAGUGGUGGUAGAGCUUCCAGAUCCGUCGGGCAUACAGAGGAAGAGGUCCCUGAUAGAUAAAAUCAUGGGCCUCAAAAAGAACGGGUCUACGAAAGUCGUCUUUAUGCCACGCCGUGACUACCUGAAAUACUUCGCGAAAGAUUUCGACGGGGCAUACAUCGGCACUGAGCCACAAAAGCAGUGGACUGAAGAAGAGUUGGAGGAGCGGUUUGGCCAGUACAAGAAGGAUUUGGGGUCAAAGUGAGGCUACCAGCAUCAAAACUGAACUAACUUCUUCAUUAUCACUACUCUAUUUCAUGAAAUAUCACAAGGAUAUGAUUACUUUGGUAGUCUCG
Exophiala oligosperma is the source of this 710-nucleotide messenger RNA. RefSeq lists its product as uncharacterized. The transcript is spliced from 2 exons. The record is from RefSeq and is a predicted model, not a curated record. Bases 74 to 619 code for a protein of 181 amino acids. Lineage: Eukaryota; Fungi; Ascomycota; Eurotiomycetes; Chaetothyriales; Herpotrichiellaceae.